Molecule: messenger RNA, 635 nt
Organism: Trifolium pratense (red clover)
Lineage: Eukaryota; Viridiplantae; Streptophyta; Magnoliopsida; Fabales; Fabaceae
Exons: 1
Coding region: 178-555 (125 amino acids)
Source: RefSeq, a predicted model, not a curated record
UACUUUAUUUAUUGUAUAUGUACGCGUCAUCAACAACCCCAAAGCAAAGCACUCCCUUAUUUUAAUUUAAAGACCACAAUACUCCAAAAUAGACAACAACACACAAACACACACAAUACACAAAAUUCAACUCUUGCUGUUGUUAUUGCUUCUACUACUAACCUAAACAAUAAAAACAUGUUUCCACAACAAGGUGCUGCUGGUGGUGGUGGAGGAGGAGCACCACCACACGGUAUUCUUCUAGCAGUGGUGGUAGCUAUAGUAGUAAUCGUUCCUUUCCUUCUCGGAGAUCAAGGAGAAGCCGUGACUGAAGCUAUAUCUGAGCUACUAAGUCCAUUUGGUCUUCUUCUUUUACCAAUCAUCCUUCUACUCACGAUUCAGUUUCUGUCAUCUGAACGUGGAUCUUUCAUCUCAGCUAUUUUCUCCACCGGAGAACCUGAUUCAAUCCACCGUGUUAGUGGUUCACCCUUCGGCGUUGCUCUCUUCCUUAUUCUCAUUCUUGUACUUUUGUAUAACAAGGUUUCUAUCUUCGGUGGUGAUGAUUCAGAUGAUUGAAACUCUACAUUUGUUUUUUCUAGAUCUCAAUUUCGCUUUUAUUUGCUUUUCUAAUAAAAAAAACCGCGCUAUUUUGUACA